Messenger RNA from Sitodiplosis mosellana (orange wheat blossom midge), 944 nucleotides. RefSeq names its product ankyrin repeat, PH and SEC7 domain containing protein secG-like. The transcript is spliced from 10 exons. The coding region runs from base 105 to 821 and encodes 238 amino acids. Gene Ontology annotation, cellular component: cytoplasm; nucleus. NCBI's taxonomy places the organism in Eukaryota, Metazoa, Arthropoda, Insecta, Diptera, Cecidomyiidae. The record is from RefSeq and is a predicted model, not a curated record. Gene Ontology annotation, molecular function: protein binding.
CCUGAAAAGUAUAUAAGAGGAUGCGUUUGAUUCGCAUGUCCAUCAAACAGUUCUUACCAAUUGAUACGUUCAUAGUAAACUUUUAAUAGUUCGAAGCUAAAAAAAUGCUGAGUCGAAGUUUUUUCACACUGCUGCUCAUUAGCUUGAUGGUAUCCGAGUUCUUAAUCGGGGAUGUGAGCGGAGCACCACCCGGGAGGAACGUAAACGAAAAAGACAUAAACGGAGAGACAGCUCUGCAUAAGGCUGCUUCUGAUGGCAGAAUGAAGAAAGCUCAAAGACUCAUCGCUGAAGGAGCCGACCCUAAUAUUGGAAAUGAUUGUAAUGAGACAGCUCUGCAUUAUGCUGCUAAGAAAGGUCACAAGAGCGUCACUGAAGUUCUCAGCCGUAAAGCAAACGAUCUUAAUAUUAAAAAUGAUUUUAAUGAGACAUCUCUUCAUUUGGCAGCUAUGAAUGGUCACGGAGGUGUCGCUGAUGUGCUUCUCAAGAAUGGGGCUAACGCUGAUAUUGGAGAUGAUUUGAAUAGCACAGCUCUUCAUUUAGCUGCAUCCGGUGGUCACAAAAAUGUCGCCGAGGUUCUCCUCAACAAAGGCGCCAAUAUGGAUAUCAUGAAUCAUUUUAAUAAUACACCUCUUCAUUAUGCUGCUAUAAAUGGUCACAAGAAUGUUGCUGAACUUCUCAUCAAAAAAGGAGCCAAAGUUGAUAUUAGAAAUGAUGCGAAUCUAACACCUCGUCAGUUAGCUGUUAACAAUGAUCACAAUGAUGUCGCUAGACUUUUUAUCGGUAAAGGAAACCGAAUUAAUAUUGAAGAACUAUUGGAAUAGAUUCAAUAUGCUGCCAACAAUAGUAAUAUUAAUGUUGAAUAUUUUACUUUUCCGUACACUUUGUUAAGGGAAUUGAAAUGGAAAGAUUUGUUCAAUCUACGAUUAAAUUUUAAAUAAAACACC